Molecule: messenger RNA, 1608 nt
Organism: Symbiodinium natans
Lineage: Eukaryota; Dinophyceae; Suessiales; Symbiodiniaceae
Source: the annotation of a GenBank genome assembly
AUGCAGUGUGUCCGCGCAUCCACGAGAUUCAUCGAGCGGAGCAUCGCGUUCACAGUUCCACUCAUCAUCUUUGCCAUACCACACAUGGACCACCACUAUGUGUCCAAGAUGUUUGCCAUAGACGACGUGCACUUCAUGGACAGCAACAAUCCUGAGUGCUACAAUUAUUCAUCGGAUUCCAGGCUUAUGCUCUCCUGGAUUUCGCUGCUCACAGCUGCGCAUUUCUUCUUGAAUGUGCGGUGGUUCAUGCUCAUCCCCUCGCAGCUGGCAGGUGUGCUUGCUUACGGCGUGUGUGCGAUCCUCGGGAGUCCUGAAGGUGCCUUCAACGUCCCGAUGAACCUGGCGCUGUUUUGUGGCGUCACCGCCCUGGCAUCCAUGGCCAAACGACAGCUGGAGAAUAAUGAACGCCUACUGCGCGUGCAGCUGAUAUCCGAAAGGGUGGCGCGCUUCGAGAGCGACUUCAAGCUCGAGCAGGCCCAAAGCUCGAUAUCAUCUGGGAGGUCGAGUCCCAAUCGUCGGUCGUCUGACCUCCAGUCCGUAGUCGCUUGGCGGAAUGGUCAGACUGGUUUCACCCAGUUUAUCUUCGAUAUGAAGACCGACUGCAAAGAACAACUUGAGCACAUGGUCACCUUGGGCCACCAGGAGCACUGGCUCAUCGAGGCCAGCCAACUCAGCUUCAAUCCGAAGAACCUGAUCGGACGUGGCAACUAUGGAGUGAUCCUCGCAGGGGAUCUACUCGGAAUGCCGGUAGCGGUGAAGCUGCCACUGGCCAAUGCAUCCCUGUCACUGCCGGACUUGGCAAACGAGCUCCGAUUUCUUCGGCGAGCACGUCAUCCUCACAUUGUCGCUUUUCAAGGUGCCUGUAUAUUGCCUCAAGCCGAGAUUCUGUUCUUGGUGGAGGAGCUGGUGAAUGGAACCAGCUUGCAGGCGCUCCUGUCGGGGUCACUGCAGCUGAACACCAUGGAGAAACAUGGGGUGCUGCUAGGAAUUCUCCGUGCCCUGCGAUAUCUGCACGGCUUGGUGCCUUCCGUCGCACAUGGCGACCUGAAGCCCAGCAACGUGUUGGUCUUGGACCGUGACAAGUCGCCGAAGCUCAUCGACUUUGGGCUUGCGCGGAUUCGCCACAGCCACUCGCGCCAGCUGGGAGGAACUCCCCGGUACAUGGCGCCAGAGGUUCUCACCAAGACCAUCCAGAUGGCAAAAGCAGAUAAGGCUGACAUGUUCUCCUUUGGAAGGGUGAUUUUCUUCGUACUGACAGCAGCAAACCCCCUGCAGGGGCUCAGCGUGCAGGACGUUGUCUCCCAAGCGGAGAGAAACCAGGUACCUGACCUGCAGUGGCCUGCUACCUCUGUACCUUUCUUUGAAGAUGCCAAGAGGCUCAUUGACUCCUGUCUCAAGCCUUCCCCGGACGACCGACCGACUGCAGAAACAGCGGUUGCUUGGCUUUUUCCAUGCUUUCAGGCAACACUUGGCGGUUUUCCGGAUGGGGCGCACCUACGAGACAGUAUCAACCGAGAUAAUCGUACAGAGGUGGAUCCGGAAACGCGCUUGGUGACCUCCUGCGCUGCAGCCGCAAGGCUCUACCUCGCGCAGAAGAACCAGAUCUGA